AUGGAGAAGGCAAACCAGACAGCUGUGGCGGAGUAUGUCCUGCUGGGGCUCCAGGGGCGCCAUAACCUAGAGUUGGUCCUGUUUGUGCUUUGUCUGGGCAUCUACUCUGUGAAUGUGCUCGGGAACUCCCUCCUCAUCGGGCUGAACAUGCUGGACCCCCGCCUGCACAACCCCAUGUACUUCUUUCUCAGCAACCUCUCUCUCAUGGACAUCUGUGGCACCUCCUCGUUUGUGCCUCUCAUGCUGGUCAACUUCCUGGAAGCCCAAAGGACCAUCUCCUUUCCUGGCUGUGCUCUGCAAAUGUACCUGACCCUGGCACUGGGCUCUGCAGAGUGCCUGCUCCUGGCGGUGAUGGCAUAUGACCGCUACGUGGCUAUCUGCCAGCCGCUUAGGUACCCAGAGCUCAUGAGUGGACAGAUGUGCAUGCAGCUGGCAGUACUGAGCUGGGGGACUGGCUUUGCCAACUCGCUGCUGCAGUGCAUCCUUGCCUGGCGCCUCCCCUUCUGCAGCCACAAUGUCAUCAACCACUUCUUCUGUGAGAUCCUAGCAGUGCUGAAACUGGCCUGUGGAGACAUCUCCCUCAAUGCGCUGGUAUUAAUGGUGGCCACAGUUAUUCUGACGCUGGCCCCACUCCUCCUCAUCUGCCUGUCCUACAUUUUCAUCCUAGUGGCCAUCCUUAGGGUACCCUCUGCUGCAGGCCGACGCAAAGCUUUUUCCACCUGCUCUGCCCACCUCACAGUGGUGGUGGUUUUCUAUGGCUCCAUCUCCUUCAUGUACUUCAAGCCCAAGGUCAAGGAUCCCGACUUGGAUAAGAUCAUUGCAUUGUUCUAUGGGGUUGUGACACCCUCGCUGAACCCCAUCAUCUACAGCCUGAGGAACACAGAGGUGAAAGCGGCUGCCAUGGCUCUUCUGGGGGGAGGUCUGCUCCACAGGAAAAUGUCCAACUUCUCCUGUUGCCGUCCCUCUCUAACAGCCAGCACAGGCUAA
Molecule: messenger RNA, 987 nt
Organism: Tupaia belangeri chinensis (Chinese tree shrew)
Lineage: Eukaryota; Metazoa; Chordata; Mammalia; Scandentia; Tupaiidae
Product: olfactory receptor 13C7
Exons: 1
Coding region: 1-987 (328 amino acids)
Biological process (GO): G protein-coupled receptor signaling pathway
Cellular component (GO): membrane
Molecular function (GO): olfactory receptor activity; G protein-coupled receptor activity
Source: RefSeq, a predicted model, not a curated record